Molecule: messenger RNA, 3887 nt
Organism: Brienomyrus brachyistius
Lineage: Eukaryota; Metazoa; Chordata; Actinopteri; Osteoglossiformes; Mormyridae
Product: guanylyl cyclase C-like
Exons: 28
Coding region: 161-3394 (1077 amino acids)
Biological process (GO): intracellular signal transduction; receptor guanylyl cyclase signaling pathway; cGMP biosynthetic process
Cellular component (GO): membrane
Molecular function (GO): protein kinase activity; ATP binding; guanylate cyclase activity
Source: RefSeq, a predicted model, not a curated record
UAGACGAGAUACCGUUUGUUUACUACUCGUCUACAGAGCUUACUCGAUUUUCUUAUGCGUUACAGCCUUUGCAACUCUGGAUCUUUUUUUUAAGAACAGCGUAUAUCUGCCUUCUGGAAGCAUCAGCAGUAGCGGCAGUGAGCGGCGUCGCGCAGCGGAGAUGCCGGGCGCCGCCUGGUUUCUAUGCCUCUUCGCUCCGGCGGCCUUCGGCAGGCAGCUCAAUCUGCCUUGUCUCAACUCCACGUACAUCCUCAACGUCGUGCUGCUGGAGGACGACGACGGCUCGCAGUGGAGUAUGAAGGAGGUGGAAUUAGCGGUGGAUAGCGCCAUCGAAAAAGACAAAGAACUAAACGCGGCAGCAGGUCUGAAUUUCAGUUUAACUGCUAACUAUCGUGGAUUCAACACCUCCCUGUACACACGCAAGGGGUGUCCCAGCAGUGCCUGCGGGGGCGUGGGCAUAUUAAAGGAGUUGAUUAAACAAAACGAGGUUGGCUGUGCCAUGCUGGGACCGUCCUGCACGUACGCCACCUUCCAGCUCACCGACGCGGAGGUCGGGAUAAACCUGAGCAUCCCCAUCAUCUCGGCCGGCAGCUUCGGCCUGUCCUGCAACUACAAGGGCAACCUCACCCGGAUUCUGCCCCCGGCGCGCAAGAUCUCAAGCUUCUUCGUCUACUUCUGGAACUUCACUCACCCGGGCCUCAAGCCACGAUGGGAGACCGUUUUCAUCUACAAGAAGCCCGACAACACAGAGGACUGCUUCUGGUAUAUUAAUGCUUUAGAUUUUGACAACUCAAUCAGAAAGGAAAUACUGAGAACAAAGGAGAAAAUGAAGGAGAAACUACAGAAGAAAGACAGGGAAAGCAACUUGUUCAUCCUCUGUGGAUGUCAGGAAGAUUUCCUCAAUCUGACAUGGGGUGUGAAGCUGGAUUCCAGCGUCCUCUUCAUUGACCUUUACAACCAUGAGUACCAUCAAAACACGACAGCUGACUCAGCCAUGCAAAAUGUUCUAGUCCUCACAUUACCGUACCAGAGAAACUACUCCAGUUAUCCCUACAAUCUUUCAGGAGUAGAACAGAUAAAGAGACUGAGUGACUAUGUCAUAGGGUAUCAUGACAGUGUCCUGCUCUUUGGACACGUGCUAAGGCAGAUGGCAGAAUCACCCCCCAUCAGCAUGGAAAACAGUGGCGAGCAGGAGGUCUUGACAAGUAGUCCCUUCAGGAACAUCUCCUUUGAAGGAAUGGCUGGGCACUAUGUACUGGAUGAAUACGGGGACAGGGAUGUGAAUCUUUCCAUCCUUUAUGUGGACAAUGUUGACAAUCAGUACAAGCUUCUGUUUGAGUUUGACACGUCCACCAACGUGACCACAGUUGUCAAUGAAAAGCCUUGUUGCUUCCUGUGGGCUGAUGGAGGCCUGCCAGAUGACCGCCCCCUGGUAAACGAGCUCAACAUCGUUGUCCUCAUUCUGGGGAUCGUCUUGCUGGUGAUGUCAGUCAUUGCUUUCGUGUUCUACAGGCAAAACAAAAGAGCACGUGAGAUCAAGAAGAGGUGGUUCCAUAUCGAGUCCAGCCUCAUUUGUCCCGUGGAUGGGAAGGAGCACAGCCUAGUCUCCUUGAAGAUUGAUGAAGAUCACAGGAAAGAGAGCACCGAGAGAAUGCAUGUGGCUCGCUAUGACAAAAAGAUUGUGAUUCUUAAGGAGCUCUACCACACAGACGGCUAUUUUAGCGAGACCCAGAGGAUCGAGCUCAAUGCGUUGCUACGCAUCGACUACUACAAUUUGACGAAGUUCUACGGCACGGUCAAAUUCGAGCAUGGUGUCUUUGGGGUCUUCGAGUACUGCGAACGGGGAUCCCUGAGGUAUGUACUGGAUGAUAAAAUCUCCUACCCAGAUGACACCUUUAUGAACUUGGAGUUCAAGACUUCGGUCAUGUAUGACAUUGCCAAGGGCAUGUCUUACCUCCACUCCAGCAGCAUCAGUGUCCACGGGCGCCUGAAGUCCACCAACUGCGUGGUGGACAACCGCAUGGUGGUGAAGAUCACCGACUUUGGCUGUAACACGAUCCUGGUCCCGGGAAAAGACCUGUGGACAGCGCCGGAGCACCUGCGCAGAGGAGGCGUCUCCCAGAAGGGCGACGUGUACAGCUACGCCAUCAUUGCACAUGAGAUCAUGCUGAGGAAGGCCCCCUUCUACACCAGGGCCUGCUCCGACACUGCAGAGAAGCUGUUCAGAGUGGAGCACCCCACACCCACAUGUUUCUUCAGACCUGACCUCGGCUUUCAGGUGCAGGGAGAGGCAGAACAGGAGCUGCACGGACUCAUUAAGAACAGUUGGGACGAGGACCCAGAGAAAAGAGCGGACUUCAAGAAGAUUGAGAGCUCCCUGAGCAAGAUUAUCAGUAACCUCCACGACCGGGCCAACGAAAGCUACAUGGACAACCUGAUCCGGCGGCUGCAGAUGUACUCCCGCAACCUGGAACACCUGGUGGAGGAGCGUACGGCUCUCUACAAGGCCGAGAGGGACCGGGCCGACUGCCUCAAUGUCAUGCUGCUGCCUGCUCCCGUAGUGAGGUCCCUGAAGGAGACGGGCCACGUGGAACCGGAGCUCUUCGAGGAGGUGACCAUCUACUUCAGCGACAUAGUGGGCUUCACCACGCUCUGCCAGUACAGCACGCCCAUGGAGGUGGUGGACAUGCUUAACGACAUCUACAGGAACUUCGAUAGCAUCCUCGACAACCACGAUGUCUACAAGGUGGAGACCAUUGGUGAUGCCUACAUGGCGGCAUCAGGGCUUCCACGCAGGAACGGAAACAGGCAUGCUGUGGACAUCACCCGCAUGGCUCUGGAUAUCUUGUCAUUCCUGGGCAGCUUCAAGUUACGCCACAUGCCCAGCCUGCCUGUAUGGAUGCGCAUCGGGAUCCACUCAGGUCCCUGCGCUGCUGGGGUAGUGGGUGUGAAAAUGCCGCGCUACUGCCUGUUUGGUGACACUGUUAACACCGCCUCCCGGAUGGAGUCCACAGGCCUCCCUCUGCGAAUCCACAUCAGUCAGCCCACUAUUGAAAUCCUCCAGAGGACAGACUGCAAGUUUGAGUUUGAGAGGAGAGGGGAGAUCUACCUUAAAGGUAAAGGCACUGAGACGACCUACUGGCUGACGGGCAUCACUGGCGAGGUGUAUAACCUGCCCACCCCCCCCACGGCAGAGAACUUCCUGAGGCUGCAGGAAGACCUGGCAGGCAUGAUCAAGUCCACCCUGGAGAAGCGGGGGCGUGCGGAAGGGCUGGACAGGAGUAACACCCUCUCCAUCCGAGGGAGGAGGAGGAGGAGGGACGAAGGCCAGGCUGACUACCAACCGGAGUACCUUCACUUGCCCACACUGAAUGAUUUUACCACGUACCUAUAGCCUUGCAGGUGAAAAAGAAAGCGCCCUCUGCUGGUGACUCCUGAGUCCAGCUCUGUGGUUCUCACAAACCAUGAGUCUCCAUUAUUCUGUGAGUGACACUCCACUAAAACGACAAGAACAACCAGGACCAAUACUUACGAGACAACUGAACAAUAUACUCAAUAAUAUUGCAUCCCAAUCAUCUGCCUAUAGACAUGUCAAUCUAAUGCAUUUAACCCAUACACCCUAUAUUUACCUUGUAAAACCAGACUGUUGUCUACAAAAAAGUACAUGAUCUUUACAUAUGAUAUUGUUUCUUCUAAUACCUGUGUGGUACUAUUGGUUUUUCCUUUGCAACUUUAUUUUUGAUUUUGAUAGUUUCUUCUUCAGUUCACUUGUUCUUUCACAGCAGUUAUCAUUGAUAUCCUAAUACUACAUUUCAUGUAGCUCUGAUAGGUAAUAUGUUACAAAAUGUUUUAUUACAGCAUGCUUUGACAAUAUCCAUGCAUUUCAA